This is a messenger RNA of Dipodomys ordii (Ord's kangaroo rat), 1685 nucleotides long. It is a transcript of the gene Clk3, whose product is annotated as CDC-like kinase 3. NCBI's taxonomy places the organism in Eukaryota, Metazoa, Chordata, Mammalia, Rodentia, Heteromyidae. The transcript has 12 exons. Gene Ontology annotation, biological process: protein phosphorylation. The coding region runs from base 6 to 1478 and encodes 490 amino acids. Gene Ontology annotation, molecular function: ATP binding; protein kinase activity. The record is from RefSeq and is a predicted model, not a curated record.
UCCAGAUGCAUCACUGUAAGCGCUACCGGUCCCCUGAGCCAGACCCCUACCUGAGCUACCGCUGGAAGCGGCGGCGGUCCUACAGCCGGGAGCACGACGGCCGCCUGCGGCACCCGGCCCGACGGGAGCCCCCGCCUCGGAGGUCCCGGUCCAGAAGCCAUGACCGCCUGCCCUACCAGAGGAGAUACCGCGAGCAUCGGGACAGCGCCACGUACCGGUGUGAGGAGCGGAGCUCGUCCUUUGGGGAGGACUGCUACGGGACUUCUCGGUCUCGGCAUGGGCGGCGUUCGCGGGAGAGGGCCCCGCACCGGACUCGCAAGCACGCGCACCACUGCCACAAACGGCGCACCAGGUCUUGUAGCAGCGCUUCCUCGAGAAGCCAACAGAGCAGUAAGCGCAGCAGCCGGAGUGUUGAAGAUGACAAGGAGGGCCACCUGGUGUGCCGGAUCGGCGAUUGGCUCCAAGAGCGAUAUGAGAUCGUGGGGAACCUGGGCGAAGGCACCUUUGGCAAGGUGGUGGAGUGCCUGGACCACGCCAGAGGGAAGUCCCAGGUCGCCCUGAAGAUCAUCCGCAAUGUGGGCAAGUACCGCGAGGCCGCACGCCUGGAGAUCAACGUGCUCAAGAAGAUCAAGGAGAAGGACAAGGAGAACAAGUUCCUGUGCGUCCUCAUGUCGGACUGGUUCAACUUCCACGGCCACAUGUGCAUCGCCUUCGAGCUCCUGGGCAAGAACACCUUCGAGUUCCUGAAGGAGAACAACUUCCAGCCCUACCCGCUGCCCCACGUGCGCCACAUGGCCUACCAGCUGUGCCACGCCCUGCGCUUUCUGCACGAGAACCAGCUGACACACACCGAUCUGAAGCCGGAGAACAUCCUGUUUGUGAACUCGGAGUUUGAAACGCUCUACAACGAGCACAAGAGCUGCGAGGAGAAGUCUGUGAAGAACACCAGCAUCCGCGUGGCCGACUUUGGCAGCGCCACCUUUGACCAUGAGCACCACACCACCAUUGUAGCCACCCGCCACUACCGGCCACCCGAGGUGAUCCUUGAGCUGGGGUGGUCGCAGCCCUGUGACGUGUGGAGCAUCGGCUGCAUCCUCUUCGAGUACUACCGCGGCUUCACGCUCUUCCAGACCCACGAGAACCGCGAGCACCUGGUGAUGAUGGAGAAGAUCCUGGGGCCCAUCCCCUCGCACAUGAUCCACCGCACCAGGAAGCAGAAGUACUUCUACAAGGGCGGCCUGGUGUGGGACGAGGACAGCUCGGACGGGCGCUACGUGAAGGAGAACUGCAAGCCGCUCAAGAGCUACAUGCUGCAGGACUCCCCGGAACACGUGCUGCUGUUUGACCUCAUGCGGCGCAUGCUCGAGUUUGACCCUGCCCAGCGCAUCACCCUGGCUGAGGCCCUGCUGCACCCCUUUUUCGCCGGCCUGACCCCCGAGGAGCGAUCCUUACACAGUAGCCGCAACCCCAGCAGAUGACAGGCGCGGGCCGGUGCUGACACGGAGCGGGACUGCGGCCUUCCUCCAGCCUCCCCCUAGGUCUCGGCUGGUGCUGCAAUGGGCAGCGGCCACCGCAGGACACCACGGCGGGACAGCGCGGCGCGGGCUGAGGGGGCCCGUGGGGGUGGGGCCAGUGGCCAGAAAGCACAGAUUUGACCCCAGCUAUUUAUAUGUUGUAAAGUUAUA